Molecule: messenger RNA, 2079 nt
Organism: Dendrobium catenatum
Lineage: Eukaryota; Viridiplantae; Streptophyta; Magnoliopsida; Asparagales; Orchidaceae
Product: putative disease resistance protein RGA3
Exons: 1
Coding region: 1-2079 (692 amino acids)
Biological process (GO): defense response to other organism
Molecular function (GO): ADP binding
Source: RefSeq, a predicted model, not a curated record
AUGGAGGGAUUUUUUGCUGGUCCAAUCAUGGAGAAGAUCAUCAACGCUUGCUCUGCUUACCUGGAAGAUCAAGUCGGAUGGCAGACGGGCAUGAAGAAGAAGCUGGAAAGGCUGCGAGAGAACCACCCCAAGAUCCAAGCUGUCGUCUUUGCCGCCAACCAAGCACAAAUCAGCGAUCAGAACCCGGCUUUCAACAAAUGGCUAUGGCAGCUCCGAGAUGCCAUUGAUGAUGCAGAUGACGUGGUUGAUGAGCUAGAGUACAUGAAACUUCAAAAACAGCUGACAAAAAUCAUAAAGCUGAGAAGGGUGCGUAACAUCAUGAAAUCCAUGAAGAAAAGACUUGUCAAAAUUGGCAAACGUGCUCUAAAAAUUGAUCCCAGCUUGAAGCGACUGGAGGAGGCUGUGCAGAAACUUCAUAAAGUUUCAACAACUGGUGUUGAUACUUUCCUUCAUCUUGUAAAAGGCGCAGAGCAGGAGCAUCAGGAGCAGCAGCUUGAGCUGUACAGAGCGCGUGAAACGGGAUCCGCGCCUAAAAAUGAUCUCAUCGGUCGAGGCAUGGAGAAGGAGUUUGUUAUGAUGUGGCUGAGGCAUCCAUCAAAUGAGCAUCGGGGAACUACUUUGUACGGCAACAUUUCUCUUCUAUCUAUAGUGGGCCAUGGUGGUAUGGGGAAGACAACUCUCUUGCAACACGUCUAUGAAGAUGAAAUGACGAAGGAAUUUGAUCUUAAAAUGUGGGUUCGUGUUUCCAACAACUUUGAUGCGAAAAAAUUCAUUGCAGAUAUGUUGGAAUGUCUUAAGAAGGAGAGGCCUCAUUUGGAGACACUCGAGGCACUUCAAGAUAGUCUUCGGACUGAGAUUAUGUCCAAAAAGUUCUUACUUAUUCUGGAUGACAUUUGGGAGGAGGAGGAGGAGAACAGGCAUAUCAUGAAAUGGGAGAACGUGCUUGCCCCUCUGGCUUUUGGGGGUUUUGGAAGUAAGAUUCUGUUAACAACUCGAUCAGACUUUGUUGCACUGAUGUUUGCAAAGGUAAUGAAAAUCAAGAAGGAAACAUUAAUAUUACAGGGCCUAGAGGAAGAUGAGUGUUUGCAGCUCCUCAACUCUCAUGCAUUUGCUGGUGUAGAGAACCCCUCUGAUGAUGAUUAUAAAAAAUUAAGAGCCAUUGCUGGAGAGAUAGUUAAAAUGCUUUUAGGAUCCCCAUUGGCAGCUAAAGUCAUUGGUGGUGUUCUGAAUUACAACUUGAAUGAAGGGCAUUGGAUGACAGUUCUAGAAAGCAUUUUAUUGGAUCAGAAUUCUAUCCAUUCCAUCUUAAGACUGAGCUAUAUAGUUCUGCCAAAUCAUCUACAAAAUUGUUUUGCAUUUUGUUGUAUGUUCUCAGAAGAUCAUGAGUUUGAUAAAGAUGAUUUAGUCCGAAUGUGGAUUGCAUUGGGUUUCAUUCAACCGUCUCAAGGAAUGACUAUGGAGGACAUCGGAGGAAGGUAUUUUGAUGUUUUAGUUAAAAAAGAUUUAUUUGACAAGGUCGGAUAUGGCUACAAAGUCGGAUAUCACUACAAGAUGCAUGUUUUAAUACAAGAGUCAGCAUCUAAAUUUUUUGCACAGGAAUGCGUUGAAGUUGUGGAUGAUGAAAAGUCAUCUCUCGAAAUUUCUGAGACUAUUCGACACUUGUCUGUUCUAAAUGCAAAGCCAUACAUCUUAAGCAAAAUUGAGAAGUUUAAACAUUUGCAUUCUCUUUUCUUGUUCUAUAAAGUUUCUAAUCAGGAUAUUUGCAGUGAACUUAUUGAAAUAUUCAAAGCAUUGAGAAGCCUCCGCUUAUUAUACUUAUAUGCUCCAGACUUGAAAAAGAUACCGGAGGAGAUUGGAAAUUUGAUACAUCUUCGAUACUUGAAGAUUGUUGGUUAUAAUUUGACUAUGCUGCCAAGAUGUCUAAGUAAUCUCUAUCACUUGCAAUACAUAAUCUAUGAUAGCCCAGGGGAAAGCCAACCUAAUGGUGAUGAUUUUAUACCAAGUGACAUUAAUAAACUUACAAACUUGCGUCGCAUAACUUUGCCCGAGAAGGCGAGAAUGGAAGUAUCGCCUCCUUAA